This is a messenger RNA of Meleagris gallopavo (turkey), 933 nucleotides long. NCBI's taxonomy places the organism in Eukaryota, Metazoa, Chordata, Aves, Galliformes, Phasianidae. The record is from RefSeq and is a predicted model, not a curated record.
ACCGUGCUGCAUCUCGCGACAGCCGAGGGGCUGAGCAGCGGGCUGGAGGGCGACGCGCUGCUGCAGGAGCUGGCAUGGCGCUACGUGGCGGCCAUGGAGGACAUGGAGGGCCGCAAACCGGGCCCCAGCAGCAUCCUGGGAACGUCGCAGCUGCGUCCCGGGGAGCCCCACGGCUACCGCAUCCCCUUCAACCCCACCGGCACCGGCUGUGGGGCGGCCAUGCGCAGCCUGGCUAUAGGGCUCAGAUACCCGCGCCCGGAGGAGCUGCCGACGCUGAUCCAGGUGAGCAUUGAGAGCGGGCGCAUGACCCACCACCACCCCACAGGGUACCUGGGCGCGUUGGCCGUGGCGCUGUUUGGGGCGCUGGGGGUCCGCGGGGAGCCCCCCGAGGUGUGGGGUGCCGAGCUGCUGCGCGUCCUGCCCCACGCCUGGGAUUACGUGGAGGGUGAAGGGGUGAACGUGGGGGACAACGCCGCUGCCUGGGACUUCUUUGGGGACAGCUGGCGCCGGUACCUGGACUCGCGCGGUCUCCUGGAGGGCUGCGGUCCCCCCCGCGUGCCGUCCCUGCCGACCCCGGAGGAUCGCGACGCCGAGUACGCGCGCUGGGCGCUGGACGGCUGGGCGGGACGCAGCGGGCACGACGCGCCCAUGGUGGCCCUGGAGGCGCUGCUGGCGGCCGGGGACAGCUGGGAGGAGCUGUGCGCCCGCGCCGUGCUGCACGUACCGUGGGAGGAGUAUAAGGAAGCCGCCGAUCUGUGUAGGGUUGGGGCCGGGGAAGCAGAAACCCGGACUGACCUGACCUUGCCUUGGGAUGCCAAGAAGAACAAGAAAGGCUUCUAUGGACACCUCGACCAGAAAGGGGAAGUCCAGGAGGGCAAAACCCGCAGAGAGGAACACAGGCAGGUUGUUAACAACAGACAAGGGGAAGGCUGA